AUGCCUCACCCUCCUCUGGUCAUCCCCGAUCUCGCCAUCGUUCCGUCUUCCCCCUCUGCGAAGUAUCUCGGGGCUCACUUCGAUCAGGAGCUUCGGUGGCAUGUUCAGGCUCAGUACGCGGUGAAGCGAGGUUUGGACUGGACGCUUCAGCUCCGACGCCUUGCCAAGCCAUCUAGCGGUUUGUCGCCUGGUCAGGUACGGCGUCUUUUCAUUGCAGUCGCUCUACCAAAGAUGGGAUAUGCUCUUGAUGUAUGGUGCUCCCCCCUUAUCGAU
Stereum hirsutum FP-91666 SS1 is the source of this 273-nucleotide messenger RNA. RefSeq lists its product as uncharacterized. The transcript has a single exon. The record is from RefSeq and is a predicted model, not a curated record. NCBI's taxonomy places the organism in Eukaryota, Fungi, Basidiomycota, Agaricomycetes, Russulales, Stereaceae. The annotation marks the transcript as partial.